CACGCCCAACGCUCACAGUACGACUGUUGUCGUUGGAGGGAGGACGGGUCAUAGGUCAUGACAGAACUCGAACGGGAAACUGGUCAUUCAGUACAGACGUAAUAAAUCGGCGGUAACCUGUGCGACCAUGGAUUUCUGAUUGGGAGACACUAGGAAGGAGGCCACACUCAGGCGUCAAAAUGAAGAGACUGGAGGGCAGGUGUUGUUGCUGAUGGUGAUAUCCGCCUUUGUCGUCGUCAUCUUCGUAAACCACGUGACCAAGAAAGACCAUGUUUCCGUUCAAAGAGAUCUGAGCAUGCGUGAGCUCAAACAGCUGAUCAAGGAACAGAUUCAAGCCGAAGAGAGAUAUUUGUCUCAGGACGGACAGAAACCAUCCUCCCAAAAUGUGGUCAACAUACAGACUGACAUUGUACGUCGUAAAAAAUCAAAAGAAAAACGCAAAACCACUAAAGAAAACAACACGGGGCCUAAAAAACAUGAUUCAUCAACCGACAUCAUUACAUCUCAACGUUUACGUGGAAGCAAGAAACGUUACAUUGUUCAUCUAUGUGACAGCAGUCGCGCAUGCGCUGGUUGGGGCGACAGACAAAGGGGCGUGGUUGCUGCCUACCUGCUUGCCAUUGUGACAAACAGAGUGUUUGUUCUUAAUAUGACGUCACCAUGCCCAGUUCGCAACUUCCUUCAACCACACAAGUACGAUUGGGAAAUCCCCGAUUCAGAAUUGGUGGGAAAAUCUGCCAUAACAGUUGGCGGUGUUCGCGCAACAGACUACCACAAGGUUGCUCGCUUCCAGGAUUUCAAUAAGGUGUAUGAUUACGACGUUAUCUAUUUGAGAUCAAACAGCGACCUCUUGAACAUUAUCAAAUCAAAUCCCCUGUAUAAGAACAGGAUUCCCAACUGGGCUAAAACAUAUCGCCACAGAGCUUUCAAGAACGGCUGGGAAAAACUAAUGACGCCAACAAAUCACAUGACGAAACAAAUAAACGUUCUCCUUAAAGGCGUCGAUCUACAGAAACAGGGGGACCUCGUGUGUGCACACGUGCGGAUUGGUAAGAACGCGCAGCUACCAAACGACUCUCCGAACCGGAACUCGAUCGAGUCAGUAGAUGCAUUAUGGGAAUUCCUUGACCCGUAUGUAAAGAAUGCUACUCGGAUUUUCAUAGCAACUGACUCUAUGGAGGUUAGAGAACUCGCGAGGAAGAGAUUCGGAAAGAAAACUCUGGACAGUGGUGGGACAAUCAUCCACAUUGACAGACAGAGGAAGAGUGGGUCGGCAUGCGAUGGCUUCGAGACGGCCAUCUUGGAACAGCUGAUCUUGACAAAAUGUCACGUGCUAGUCGUCUCCGCAAGUAACUUCAGCAUCAGGGGGGCGUUUCUAAGGGGGACCAAUGACAAGCUGUUCAUGUUCAGAAACGCAACCGUCAAACCUUUCAACAUGGGCACAUGAUGGGGAUUUGUGUAAAGUCAGUCUGUCCAGCUGUCAUGUUCCACGUGAUGCAAUCGUGGGUCUUUAUGCAUUUUAUUUUGAUUCAUGGUGCGAAUUGAACACAAUUUUCAUUUCUUAUAAGGUUUACAAUUAUUGUUAGUGAAAACGACCAUUACAAUUUCUGAGGUGAAAGCAUACCGUGAAGUGUUAUUGAAGGAAGUCCUUCAGAAAAGACGGCUUUGAACAGGUCAUUGACAUUUAUACACGCUGUCCAGGCAGUAUUGGAGACAUGACGAAGAGUCCUUACAUCAUGUUGUAUCAGGGUAUUAAAUACAUGGAGUAAGGCAGUCGGUAUUGUAAAUAUGUCGGUUUACAGGCAGUACUAGAAACUCCGACCCGUGUGGAAAAUGUGUGUCUGUGUACGGACGUGGGUAUUGCUGGGAUUGUACAUAUAUCUGUUCUGUAUCAUACAUGAGAUGGGUCUGUGUAUAAUGUGUAUAUAUGUGUAUAUAUGUGACAUAAACAUUCAUAAUGGACACGUUCCUGUGCAACUGGCUGCUGACGAGUCUCAUGACGGCCCGGGGCUGGUGUAUAUGUGAAAUUAUAGCAUGCUUGGAAUGGUUGUAUUUAAAAUAACGCAUACCUGUCAUCUUGUGUUUGUCUCAAAGCCUCUUGACUCUAAGCGAUUUUUAAUUACCCAAUCGGUUCUACUCGGUUGAUUCCGUGAACUGGACCGAGGUAGACCGAGGUGAAAGUGUGAUAGUGAUUGCAUUCGGGGCAUUCUGUGUAUAUCUUGACUAACUCGUCAGUGGUGACGAUCUUUGUCUCAAUGGGGAAGUUUUGAAGGAGAUGGGUGAUUGCGACUACCACUACGACAGCUCUCCACUCCAUGUGACGACUGGCUGGACUCAGUUUUGGGAAGAGCACCGCGUUGCACCAUCUUUGCACACAUUCAAGCCAGUGAGAACCAAUGGGUAUUUAUUGCGGGUUAUAUUUUAUUAUAAUGAAUCAUGUGAAAUGAAA
This is a messenger RNA of Haliotis rubra (blacklip abalone), 2449 nucleotides long. RefSeq lists its product as uncharacterized. The transcript has 2 exons. The coding region runs from base 212 to 1447 and encodes 411 amino acids. Lineage: Eukaryota; Metazoa; Mollusca; Gastropoda; Lepetellida; Haliotidae. The record is from RefSeq and is a predicted model, not a curated record.